AUGGCUAAUCUGGAGAAAUUGUGCCGUUUGUGUCUUCUUCCGCACGAAGAUUUGGAAUCGCUGCAUCAGUUCAUCAACGAAAAAGAGUCUCUCUUGGAAAUAGCCUAUAGUUGCACUCAAAUCCGAUUGACCUCAGUCCCGGGACUUCCAUGUCAAAUUUGCCCGUUCUGCAAAAUGCAGCUUCUAGCAUUUUCCCAAUUUCGAAAACGCUGUACCCAAGCGGAAAACCAGCUACGAUCAGAGUUUCCAGACUUGUGCAGGGAAGCCAAGCUAACUUCCUCCAUGGCACUUCUUAGCUGUCACAACAUUUCAAACAAGGACAGCUCAUACAUACCCUGUCAGCAACUUCCAGUCAAGGAAGAAAUGUCGACCAUAUCUGGAUGGGAAAGUCAAGAGAGUCUAGAAUUUGGUACCGAUUCAUUCAUGCAAGAGGUUUUGGGAACUUCGGUUCAGGAUUUUCAUGUAGAAGAAAUCAGCACUACCGUCACCCGUCAGUCUACCCCGAUGAAUAUGGAAGAAACGGUUGUCGCCGAGGCCACUACUUCCAGUGUAAGAGAAUUCACCAGAAAACGAAGCUUUGUACAAACAACAAGCUCUGAGCCAAGUAUUAGUAGUAGUAAUCGUGCCUGCAAGCGUACGAUUUCUACUUCCUCGUCGUCCUCCUCCUCUUCGUCGGUGGGCUUCGACUCCUACUGUGUCUCGUUGGCUGUAGGACCCUUGUGGUGGUCCGAUGUCCCAACAAUCAGAACCGAUCACGAUAGGGCGUCUCCCUUGAAAGAAUACAAUCGCAAGACAUCUAUCGAUUCGACCACCACCGCUUCGUCUGAGUAUACCGAUUUAGAUUUGACAGAGUCGACCGUCGAUUUCAUGAACCAGCAUGAGGCCGCCGUCAUCCAAGAGGUGCUGACCCAACCGUCACCAACCCAGAUCACUCUGAAGUUGUACGUUACGGCCCAGAAGCACAGCACCUGGGAAACGAUCUUCAACCCCUUGGAUAACAUGCUGUACGUGAAUUUGCCAUCGACUAUGUCCCACGAGGCCUCGAAACACUCGUUCAUCUCACUGCUGGAAUUUGCCGAGGAAAAGCUCGAAUGCGACGGCGUUGUUCUGUGCAUUCGCAAAGAUCGCCUCGAUCGCCCGAACUUGGUGCGCACGUUUUCCUUCGUAGGUUUCCAACCUAUCAGCAGCACCAAUUCGCCGCUCACGCCGCCCCACAUCGAGGAGCAGCAGAAGAACGAGUUCCUCUUUAUGAUCUACAACAUUGAAGAGUAAAGGUCACAACAUUCAACUCAGACCAAGACGAGUGGGUGUGGGUUGAUCAAAAUUAAGUCCAUUCAGUGGUUAUCUUUCUUCGUAUCGCACCACGUGCCUAAUCACUAACAUCUGCACGCUAUCAUCUUCUGGUGAGACUUGACGAGAUGAAAACCCCUAAAUGGUAAGAACCCUCUGAGUUGCCGAGCUUCGAUUAGUGGCAGAUCGUCGCAUCCCAAAUCGGUGCGCUCGUUGGGUCCGUUUUGAUCAGCACGCAUAACGCUAUCCAACUAUUUGAUACAAUAAUAUUAACCAAAUAACAUCCAAGCAUAUAAAGUUAAAAGAAAGGGAGAAAGAAAAACAUCUCUCUUUCCGAUUGAAAUUACAAUACCAGCAUUAAAUUCAAACAGUAUAAUCUAUAGCAGAUAUGCAUGUAAUCUUAAAUUAUCUUCAAGGUCGGAUACUUGCGAUAUGUAAUUGUUUUAAGUGAAAUGCUUCUAUCAUUAAAUACCAAAAAAAAAAAAAAAUUAAAAAACAUAAAAAAUACAAAAAAAAACUAAAAACAGAAAAAACCUUUUUAUAAAAAAUUUAAUGUUUUUUACAAAAAGUCCCAAAAAAAGUACAAAUUAUUGACAUUUAUCAAAGUAAAGAACAACAUCCUAAAGAUAAUUUGCUAUCAAUGCAAACUUAAAUGGAAAACCUUACCGAAACAGUUGCGACAGAGAAGAACACAAUAAUAUCAUAUGCAACGUUCCAAAUCAAGUAAAUGAGUUUCCUUCGCAAGUGAGCGAGUUCUUACUUUUCUUCUAAAAUCAAGAGAAUGGCAGGAAAAAACAUUAUCAGGAGAGCUAAGAGGCAAGACUUGUUUUUCUCGAAGGAGAUCAAUUUGUUCGACAAGGAAACUUUCAUCCAAACAAAACAAAAUUUGAACUAUUGUUUAGCUUAGAUUCAACUUGAGAAAAUAAAGUGAAGGCGUAUAAUAUACCCUGCACAUACAUAUAUCUUAUUGUACUUACAUUUUUUUUACAUACUACAGACAAACACUUUUAUGCGAUUAUAUCAGCUAACUGAAGAGAGAAAAAUAAAACAAGUGGAAGAGACACAACCCUUUUUUUAACUCACCAUCAGUAAUUAAAUCUAAAAACAAGCAAGAAUGGUAUUGUAAUAUCGAACGCAACGUUUAGUACUUCAACUCAUACUGAUGCUCCCAAGAAGAAGCAACUACCGUGCCAAUCUUGUCAGCGCGGUUGAAAGUUAUACAGAAACAAAUACAAGCAAAAUAAAAAAGCAAGAAAUAAAAAAAAGUUUAUAACACUGAGAGAACUAAACAUUAAGUUAUGAUGAACAAGCAGCCGAAUGAAAAGAAAGUUGGCAAAUCAACUAAAAAAGAACAAACGUGAAAAACAUCUUUUGGUUUAGGGAUUGAAAGUAAAAAUAACGUUUUAACUUUAUAUGGGAAAACUGGGUUAUGUAGAAAGAACAUAUUUUUAUCUCUAAGAACAAAAGCGAUUUUAUUAUAAUUAUUAUAAUCUUUGAAUUUUUAUCCUUUGUUACUACUAUAUCAAUAUUCAGACAACAAAUUCAAACUAUAUCGGUUGACGGUUAUAUCUACAAAUAUGUUUUAUCCUAUUACAUUUACUUGAAAUUUACAUUUUUAAAACAUAAUUAGCAUAAGAUAAAACUGCAGUCAAUACUUCUACCCUUAACCGUAUUUCAUUUUUUUUUCUAAUUUACUAUUUUAUUCCUAUGAUAUCAUUUUGAACAGUGUUUAUAUCAAUAUCCAUAGAAAGAAUUUAAUGGUGAAAAAAUAAUAAAUCUUUCUAGGUUUCGAAGAUAUGGGA
This is a messenger RNA of Uranotaenia lowii, 3092 nucleotides long. It is a transcript of the gene Oda, whose product is annotated as ornithine decarboxylase antizyme. Gene Ontology annotation, cellular component: cytoplasm; nucleus. Gene Ontology annotation, molecular function: zinc ion binding; ornithine decarboxylase inhibitor activity. Gene Ontology annotation, biological process: positive regulation of protein catabolic process. Lineage: Eukaryota; Metazoa; Arthropoda; Insecta; Diptera; Culicidae. The record is from RefSeq and is a predicted model, not a curated record.